This is a messenger RNA of Toxotes jaculatrix (banded archerfish), 2976 nucleotides long. It is a transcript of the gene cept1b, whose product is annotated as choline/ethanolamine phosphotransferase 1b. Lineage: Eukaryota; Metazoa; Chordata; Actinopteri; Toxotidae. Gene Ontology annotation, cellular component: endoplasmic reticulum membrane; Golgi apparatus. The record is from RefSeq and is a predicted model, not a curated record. The transcript has 10 exons. Gene Ontology annotation, molecular function: ethanolaminephosphotransferase activity; diacylglycerol cholinephosphotransferase activity. Gene Ontology annotation, biological process: phosphatidylethanolamine biosynthetic process. The coding region runs from base 275 to 1555 and encodes 426 amino acids.
CUGUGUCAACCACAGUGACACCGGUCGUGGUGACCAGCCUACAGCUGCAAACGUGCCUCCGUUAUUCUAAUUAAUAACGGUAAAAUCUAAAACUAACCACCCACAGAGAGGUGCUGUCUGUCGGCUUGGAGCGCCGUCACUGCCCCUCCGACUGUCCGCGGCUCUCGUCCUUUAAUCGGCCAGCCCCAUUGUGGAUCUUUAGCCCCUCCGUCAGGACAGUGGCAGAGGCAGAGCCAGAGCCAUCGGGGACCAGACCAGCAGGCAGCAGGGCUCCAUGAGCACGACGGGGCAGCAGCAAGGGGGGGGCCUGCGUUCCCGCCGAGGCCUUGGCCGGGACAAGGACCCUGGGCAGGGCAUGGGCAUGGAGGCGGCCUGCUGGCUUGCCCCUGGAGUGCUGCGCAGGCUGAUUGAGCUGCCCUCACCCCCCCUGUCCCGACACCAACUUAAGAGACUGGAAGAGCACAGGUACAGCAGUGCUGGACGCUCCCUGCUGGAGCCUCUGAUGCAGCGUUACUGGGAAUGGUUGGUGGGACGAGUCCCCGCCUGGAUCGCCCCCAACCUCAUUACCAUCAUCGGCCUGGCCACCAAUGUCUUCACCACCCUUGUGCUCGUCUACUACUGCCCAACUGCCACUGAACAGGCUCCUCUCUGGGCGUACCUGCUGUGUGCCGUGGGUCUGUUUGUCUACCAGUCAUUGGACGCCAUUGACGGGAAGCAGGCCAGACGCACCAAUAGCAGCUCUCCGCUGGGUGAGCUGUUUGACCACGGCUGCGACUCCCUCUCCACCGUGUUUGUGGUGUUGGGAACCAGUAUAGCAGUGCAACUGGGCACCAACCCGGACUGGAUGUUCUUCUGCUGCUUUGCUGGGAUGUUCAUGUUCUACUGUGCCCACUGGCAAACAUACGUGUCAGGAACACUGCGGUUUGGCAUCAUUGAUGUGACUGAGGUGCAAAUCUUCAUAAUAAUCAUGUAUUUGCUGGCCGCCGUGGGAGGAUCUGCUUUUUGGCAGUCACUGAUUCCAAUCCUAAAUAUCCAGAUGAAAAUGGUCCCUGCCAUCUGCACAUUUUUAGGAGCCAUCUUCUCCUGCACCAAUUACUUCAGAGUUAUUUUUACGGGAGGUGUGGGAAAAAACGGAUCCACAAUAGCAGGAACCAGCGUCCUCUCUCCAGUCUUACAUAUUGGCUCAGUUAUAAUUUUGGCCAUGAUGAUAUACAAGAAGUCUGCUGUCCAGCUCUUCGAGAAACAUCCGUGUCUUUAUAUCCUGGCAUUUGGCUUUGUCUCAGCCAAAAUCACCAAUAAAUUAGUUGUAGCACAUAUGACAAAAAGUGAGAUGCAUCUUCACGAUUUAGCCUUCCUGGGACCAGGACUACUGUUCCUGGAUCAGUAUUUCAAUAGUUUUAUUGACGAGUACCUGGUGCUGUGGAUUGCGUUGAUCAUUUCCUUGUUUGACUUGGUGCGUUACUGUGUCAGUGUUUGCAACCAGAUUGCCUGCCAUCUUCACAUUUUUGUUUUCAAAAUCAAGCCUUGUUCAGUCCUCAGUUCAGCUCCUCACUGAGGACACGCCGGCCACGACUGACUCUGUCCCUUCCCCGUUAGUCGCACUCAUCUUUUCUUCCCUCUGUUUUCCACGUAGAGAUGCAGGGGAUGACGUGGUGUAAAGUAUGUGCUUCUGCCAACUGAAUGUGAGGACAAAUAAUAUAUAUUAAGAUACUGGAGUAUUACUGUCAAUGUUUCUUUUUCACCAGUGCAGAAUUGAAUUUGUACCAGUUUCAUCUUCUGACCCAGUAACAAUUAAUUCUCCUUCUGACAAACUCAUGGUUACACAGAGCAGAUAUUUCAGGAGAGUACAGGUGCUACUCGCUGUGUUCAAGGACAGAAACUUAAGUGUGUUUUAACUGUUCAUGUGCAAGAAAAUGUAAAGGAAAUGAAUCAAAGUCUUUGCUUUUCAUAAUUAUAAUUUUUGUAAUAUUUGCAUAACGUUACCUUUUUGCUAUUGUAAAUACCAAACUGUUACAGUGUCUGUGCUUCUCUUUUAAUUUAAAAAUCCUGCUUCGACACAUUUAUAAAACCUUCCUUCAUCUAUUUGAUUUUAAAGGAACGACGUCUCCUGCACAUUACAGGAAACUGUGCAACUGUCAGCGGUUUUGGAGGAAACUCAAUACUGACUUUAUUACAUUUCUUUUGACAUAUCUUAUAGAACAAACCUGCAAAAAUAUUUACUGCCAGUGUUUUUCAUUUGGUUUGUGAACUGUAACCACUUGGUCAAAGGUACACGUGGAGUUUCGGGCGGGGUUUUCCGUUUAUUUAUUAUCAUAUGUAAUAUUAUUUACUUAAGUAUUCAUUUCGGAGUCUGUGGUUUGGUUAACACUGCAGGGGGUGAGGCUUCCUCUAUACGUUAUUCUUGUUAUUGUAAAUAGAUAAAGACACACUGUGCGCACAUCUACGAAAAAUAUCUUAUGUUGAGAUCCACUUACCAGCGUUCAGAGCUGUGCAAAUGUGGAUGAAAGGUCCGACAGCUGGUAAGGGGACCUCUGAGGUCACAAACGAACUUUUCGUGUAUAGAUUCUUCUCACGUUUGAUAAGAACAAAGAUUAAGACAUUUUUUAAAUGGCUGCUUUGAAUCAGGACUCAUUUCAACUUAGUAUAACUGUGCUGCUGCUGUUACGUUACAGAUCACUCUGCUGUCACUCUGCCUUCUUUUUCCUCCUUUCAUUUUUCUCCGCCUGGUGUUACUGUUUUAUAUUUUCAUUAUUGUCAUCAAAUCCCAUGAAAAGGCCAAAACGAACAAUGCGUUGUUCCGUCUCUCUCUGUACCCUCUGAUUUCCUUACACUGUCUAUGGCUCUCAGCUCCAAGCCAACUGGUUCCUCCUGAAGACCUAAAUGUUUAAAAAUGCCUCACAGAUAUGUAGCUUCAUUUACAAAAAAAAAAAAAAAGGCUCAGUAAUUUCCUCUAACUGCUCGUCACUGUAGUUUAUA